Molecule: messenger RNA, 936 nt
Organism: Parnassius apollo (apollo)
Lineage: Eukaryota; Metazoa; Arthropoda; Insecta; Lepidoptera; Papilionidae
Source: the annotation of a GenBank genome assembly
AUGGAUUCGUUACCGAUGAACACUCUGCUCGAGUUCAAUAAAGAUACACUUCAAACAAUUCGUAAGGAUUAUAAUUUGGAUAAGCCAGGUAGUAUGGACCAAGCUAUCGACGUUUUACAUGAGUGGGUGCAAAAACAAAAUCAUUUCGAAAUAAAAGAUUAUCCCAGAGAAUAUUUAGAAAGAAGAAUAAUUGCCAGCAAGGGUUCAGUGGAGCGCGCAAAGUCAAAAUUGGACAAAAAUUGCACUCUUAGAACGUUGAUGCCUCAGUUCUUUAAAUUUAUCGAUUUUAAGACUGAAUACAAGUAUUCGGACAUUUUAUGGGAUGGUUUUUUACCUAAGAUGACUGAUGACUAUUACAGAAUUUACUUAUUAAAGAAUGUUGGAAAACGUUUUGAUGACGAUAUUAUGAAUUACUUUCGAUUGAUAAUUGCGACGGUAGAAUAUGUAACAGCCCAUGAUUAUUGCAGAGGUAUAAUAAUAGUAUUAGAUUAUUUGGAGACCAAUCUAGUAGAACUACUAAAAGUACUGGACUUUGUUCAAUUGCGUCAACUUUUUACAUUAUUAACUGAUGGCUACGGAAUGAGAAUAAAAGCUUUCCAUGUUAUUACACCCUCAAAAACUGUGGAAGCCUUAGUUGCAAUUUUUAAACAAGUUCUCAGUGCAAAAUUAGGUCGACGCAUUCAAAUACACAAGGAUUUGGAAUCACUGCACAAGGUUGUCCAAAGAGAUGUAUUACCAAAAGAACUAGGUGGGAAUGAGAGAUCUAUGGUUAAAUUGCACAAAGAAUGGAUAGAUGUUGUUAGUUCAAAAGAGUUUCAAGAAUAUUACUGCAAAAUGAAAGCAGCUACGACAAAUGAAAAAUACAGACAGACUGAUAAAUUAAAUGACGAAAAUAUGGGAAUAGCAGGCACAUUUAAAACAUUAAAUAUAGAUUAG